This is a messenger RNA of Serendipita indica DSM 11827, 498 nucleotides long. The record is from the annotation of a GenBank genome assembly. NCBI's taxonomy places the organism in Eukaryota, Fungi, Basidiomycota, Agaricomycetes, Sebacinales, Serendipitaceae.
AUGGCUGCCCGGCUCAUUCCUCGCGUAUUCUCUGCAGGGUUGGCUCCGAGAGCUUCAUUCCAAUUUGCUCAUGCAACUGCUCGCUCUCAAUUCCUCUCAAUGCGAGCCAUAGCCACCAAGAAAUACACCCCGGAACAUGAAUGGGUCUUAUACGACGACGCGACAAAGAUUGGCACUAUCUCUAUCACCGACUAUGCACAAAAGGCUCUGGGAGACGUAGUCUUUGUCGAGUUGCCGGCCAUUGGCACCGAACUUGCCCAAGGAGAUAACAUUGGCGCAGUAGAGAGCGUUAAAGCAGCGUCUGACAUCUAUGCACCUAUCUCUGGAAAAAUAAUCGAAGUCAACAAGGGGCUUGAUGAUAAACCUGGGCUACUCAACGCGGAUCCAGAAGGAGAAGGUUGGCUGUGCAAAAUUGAAGCUUCAAAGCCGGAGGAGAUUGACUCGCUGCUUGACGAGGCUGCAUACAAGCAGCUAUGCGAGGAAGGUCAUCAGGAAUAG